AGUGUUUAAGAAAGCCAGUCCCAAUGGAAAGCUCACCGUCUAUCUGGGGAAGAGAGACUUUGUGGACCACGUGGACCUGGUGGAACCUGUCGACGGCGUCGUUCUGAUCGACCCAGAAUACCUGAAGGAGAGGAAAGUGUUCGUCACGCUGACCUGCGCCUUCCGUUACGGUCGUGAGGAUCUGGACGUCCUCGGGUUGACGUUUCGGAAGGAUCUGUUUGUGGCGAACAUCCAGGCGUUUCCUCCGCUGCCCGAAGAGAAGAAGAGUCUGACUCGCCUUCAGGAGCGCCUCAUUAAGAAACUGGGAGAACACGCCUACCCGUUCACCUUCGAGAUUCCUCUGAACCUGCCGUGUUCGGUCACGCUGCAGCCGGGACCAGAGGACACCGGGAAGGCCUGCGGCGUCGACUUCGAGGUGAAAGCUUUCUGCGCAGAAAACGUUGAAGAAAAGAUCCACAAAAGGAACUCGGUGCGUCUGGUGAUCAGGAAGGUUCAAUAUGCUCCAGAGAAACCAGGUCCUCAGCCGACAGCAGAAACCACCAGACAGUUUCUGAUGUCGGACAAACCUCUACACCUGGAGGCCUCUCUGGACAAGGAGAUCUAUUACCACGGUGAACCCAUCAGCGUCAACGUCCACGUCACCAACAACACCAACAAGACGGUGAAGAAGAUGAAGAUCUCAGUGCGACAGUACGCAGACAUCUGCCUGUUCAACACGGCCCAGUACAAAUGCCCGGUCGCCACCGAGGAGUCCGAUGACGUCGUGGCUCCCAGCUCCACCUUCUGCAAAGUCUUCACUCUGACUCCGUUCCUGGCCAACAACCGGGAGAAGCGAGGUCUGGCUCUGGACGGGAAGCUGAAGCACGAAGACACCAACUUGGCCUCCAGCACUCUCUUGAGAGAAGGAGCCAAUAAGGAGAUCCUCGGCAUCAUCGUGUCCUACAAGGUCAAAGUGAAGCUGGUGGUGUCUCGAGGCGGGCUCCUGGGAGACCUGGCGGCCAGCGACGUCUCAGUGGAGCUGCCGUUCACACUGAUGCACCCGAAGCCCUUAGAAGAGUCCAUCUACAGAGACGCUCCAGAUGAAGCUCCGAUCGACACAAACCUGAUCGAGUUUGACACACACGACGAUGACAUCAUCUUUGAAGACUUCGCCCGGCAGCGGCUGAUUGGUGCGAAAGACGACAAGGACGAAGACGAGGAACCGGUGGAUUCGCCCAAACUCAACGACAGAUAA
Molecule: messenger RNA, 1234 nt
Organism: Stegastes partitus (bicolor damselfish)
Lineage: Eukaryota; Metazoa; Chordata; Actinopteri; Pomacentridae
Gene: arrb1
Product: arrestin, beta 1
Exons: 15
Biological process (GO): negative regulation of Notch signaling pathway; signal transduction; G protein-coupled receptor internalization
Cellular component (GO): cytoplasm
Molecular function (GO): G protein-coupled receptor binding
Source: RefSeq, a predicted model, not a curated record